AACCACAUUUCAAAUCACAACAUCAAAACAAGAAAAAAAAGGAUCAUAUUAUCUAGGUACCAAAUGGCUAUCCAGAUUGUCCCCAUUGCUAUGUUCAUGGUCAUUUCCUUCAUGCUUCUCAAUCUACUCAAAAAAUUGUUUCGAAAAUCGAAGAAACUUCCUCCAGGGCCAUUCAGGCUUCCCAUACUAGGCAACUUGUUACAAGUCACUGGCGCACUCCCUCACCGCAGUCUCUACAAUUUAUCGAAAACUCACGGCCCCCUCAUGCACCUCCAGCUCGGUGAGGUCUCUGCUGUGGUUGUAUCGAACCCGAGAGUAGCUAAAGAAGUUCUCAAGACUCAUGAUCUCUGCUUUGCUGACCGUCCAACGCUUCUGCUAGGCAACAUUAUUUUGUCGAAUUGCAGAGACAUUGUCUUGGCGCGGUAUGGUGAGCACUGGAGGCAGUUUCGAAAAAUCUGUACCUUGGAGCUCUUGAGUGCUAAUAAAGUGAAAUCUUUUAGAAAUAUAAGGGAAGAGGAGGCGCGGGACCUUAUCCAAUCCAUUCAAUCAGCGUCAGGGUCUGCGGUUAAUGUGAGCGAGAAGGUCUCUAAUUUGGCAAACUCGAUAACUUGCAGGUCUACAAUUGGAAAGAGAUGCAAGUACCAACAUGAACUCAUUGAGGCUACGGAGAAUAUAGCUUACUGGGGCGCGGGUUUUUUUAUGGCUGAUUUGUUUCCUUCUGCGCUGGUUUUUCCAGUUCUGAGUGGAAUGAAGCCUGCACUUAAGAAGGUUCGUCGAGAGCUUGAUCAUAUAUUUGAUUACAUAAUAAAUGAACAUAAGGAGAAGUUGGCUAGUAGGAAGAAUCAAGGAACCAAGCUUGAGGCAGAGGAUGAAGACCUUGUUGAUAUUUUGUUGAGGAUUAACGACAGUCUGCAACUCGAAUUUCCUGUCACUUCCAACGACAUCCAAGGCAUCGUUUUGGAUAUGUUCACCGCGGGGACUGACACGUCUUCAGCAGUGCUAGAAUGGGCAAUGUCAGAGCUGAUGAAAAAGCCAAGCGCGAUGAAAAAGGCACAAGAUGAGCUGAGAACCGCCUUAAAAGGAAAGGAAAGUAUCCGCGAAACUGAUAUCCAAGGCUUGAGUUAUCUAAAGCUAGUGAUCAAGGAAACGCUACGCUUACAUCCCCCGGUUCCCCUGCUACUCCCUAGAGAAUGCAGAAAAGAAUGCGAAAUUGAUGGAUAUACUAUUCCAGUUGGGACCAAAGUCAUGGUAAAUGCGUGGGCUAUUGGAAGAGACCCCGGGCAAUGGGUUGAUGCUGACAGUUUCAUUCCUGAAAGAUUUGAUGGAAGCUCAGUUGAUUACAUUGGAGCCAACUUCGAGUUUAUUCCUUUUGGUGCUGGACGAAGGAUGUGCGCAGGAAUCUCGUUCGGGAUUGCUAGCAUUGAGCUUCCUCUGGCGCAGCUGCUCUAUCACUUCGACUGGACUCUUCCUGAUGGAAUGAAGCCGGAGGAUUUGGACAUGGAUGAAACUUUUGGAGCUACUACGAAACGAAAGAACAGCUUGUUUUUGAAUGCCAGUCCUCACAUUUCUAGCAUCGAAGAGUGACCAAAGAAGUCGAUAUCACCCUUUCAUGAUUGGAUUGUUUUUACUGGAGAGCCGAGAGGGUUUGUUUAUGUUGUCUAAGGACAUGCAGUCUUUUAGAACUCUUUAAUUGAUUAAACGUGUGCGCGCCCGCCAAAGAUUUGUAAUUGUUUCUGAUUCUGUUAAAGAAAUAGAUGAGUAUAGAUAUUUUUGGUAUGUUAAAGUUCAACGUGCCAAGAUCAUCUCUUAACGGUGUUAA
Molecule: messenger RNA, 1819 nt
Organism: Daucus carota subsp. sativus
Lineage: Eukaryota; Viridiplantae; Streptophyta; Magnoliopsida; Apiales; Apiaceae
Product: cytochrome P450 CYP71D312
Exons: 2
Coding region: 64-1584 (506 amino acids)
Molecular function (GO): monooxygenase activity; heme binding; oxidoreductase activity, acting on paired donors, with incorporation or reduction of molecular oxygen
Source: RefSeq, a predicted model, not a curated record